AUGGAGGAGGAUCCAGCAGUAGCUGGGAAAAUCAAGGAGGAUCAACACAAACAAGCACUGGAGAAACGUUCUUUACCACAUUCAUCUUUCACAAGUCAAGGCUCUUAUUCAAAGCCUGGUUUGUUUGGACAAUCUCAGGGAUCUUGGAAUUAUCAAAAAGGUCCUCAACAAACAUCGAAUAAUAAUCAAGCUCAAAAUCAGGGAUCACAACAAACACAAAGUCAAAGCGGCUCUGGUUUUCAAUAUCAAAAUUCAGGUUCAUACAAUCCAUCUUUUCCGGGUAUUCCAAGCUCGUCAUGGCAAUACGGGGGGUCUUACAAUAAGGGACCAAAUAAUCAACAACCUCAAGCACAAUCGAGUGGAAGUCAAACACCUCAAGGACCUCCGCAAGGAGGAUCUGGCUUUCAGUAUCAGAAUUCAGGAUCUUACAAUCCAUCUUUCCCGGGUAUUCCAAGCUCGUCAUGGCAAUACGGGGGGUCUUACAAUAAGGGACCAAAUAAUCAACAACCUCAAGGACAAGCGAGUGGAAGUCAAACACCUCAAGGACCUCCGCAAGGAGGAUCAGGCUUUCAAUAUCAAAGUUCAGGUUCAUAUAAUCCAUCUUUUCCGGGAAUUCCAAGCUCGUCAUGGCAAUACGGGGGAUCUUACAAUAAGGGACCAAAUAAUCAACAACCUCAAGGACAAGCGAGUGGAAGUCAAACACCUCAAGGACCUCCGCAAGGAGGAUCGGGCUUUCAAUAUCAAAGUUCAGGUUCAUACAAUCCAUCUUUUCCGGGAAUUCCAAGCUCGUCAUGGCAAUACGGGGGAUCUUACAAUAAGGGACCAAAUAAUCAACAAUCUCAAGGACAAUUUAGUGGUAGCCAAUCACCUCAAGGACCUCCGCAAGGAGGAUCGGGCUUUCAAUAUCAAAGUUCAGGUUCUUACAAUCCAUCUUUUCCGGGAAUUCCGAGCUCGUCAUGGCAAUACGGAGGAUCUUACAAUCAAGGUCAGGGAAAUCAAAACCAAGGCGGACAAGCUCAAUAUCCCCCAUCAAGUCAAGGGCAAUCUCCUCAAGGUUUCCAAGGCUCUUAUCAGGGCUCUUAUAAUCCUUCUUUUCCUGGAAUUCCUUCUCAUUCAUAUAACAAUUCAUACAAUUUUGGUCCGGGAGGGUCAAAUUUUCAAGGAUCUUAUAAUAAAAAUGGCAGCAAUUCAGGGUCUUCAUUUUCAUGGCAAUACGGAUCAGCAUCCGGUGGACAAAAUGAAAAUCAAUGGGGAUCAGGAGGUUCACAAAGCUCACAAUGGGGAUCAGGAGGACAAAAUCAAAAUCAAUGGGGAUCAGGAGGUUCACAAAGCUCACAAUGGGGAUCAGGAGGACAAACUGGAAGUCAACAAGGCUCCGGAGGUUCACAAAGCUCACAAUGGGGAUCAGGAGGACAAACUGGAAGUCAACAAGGCUCCGGAGGUUCACAAAGCUCACAAUGGGGAUCAGGAGGACAAAAUGAAAAUCAAUGGGGAUCAGGAGGUUCACAAAGCUCACAAUGGGGAUCAGGAGGACAAACUGGAAGUCAACAAGGCUCCGGAGGUUCACAAAGCUCACAAUGGGGAUCAGGAGGACAAACUGGAAGUCAACAAGGCUCCGGAGGGUCACAAAGUUCACAAUGGGGAUCAGGAGGACAAACUGGAAAUCAACAAGGUUCUGGAGGAUCAGAAAAUAAUCAAUGGGGAUCUGGAGGGCAAACUGGAAGUCAACAAGGUUCUGGAGGAUCAGAGAAUAAUCAAUGGGGCUCAGGCGGUCAAACUGGAAGUCAACAAGCUUCCGGAGGAUCAGAGAAUAAUCAAUGGGGAUCUGGAGGCUCUCAAUCUUCACAAUGGGGCUCUGGUGGAUCACAAAGCUCACAAUGGGGUUCUGGAGGAGGAAAUAAUAAUCAACAAGCAUCAGGUGGGUCUGUAACAUAUCCCCCAAGGCCAGAACAACCAAGUACACAAUAUCCACAGCAACCACAAUAUCCUUCUCAACCUACACAGCAACCUCAAUAUCCUUCUCAACCUACACAGCAACCUCAAUAUCCAUCACAACCAAUACAGCAACCUCAAUAUCCAUCACAGCCCACACAGCAACCUCAAUAUCCAUCUCAGCCCACACAGCAACCUCAAUAUCCAUCACAGCCCACACAGCAACCUCAAUAUCCGUCACAGCAACCUCAAACAAGACCCCCGACACAAAGACCAACACAGCAAACUGUACCAACAAGAAAGCCUCAGCCUGUAACACAAUCCCCUCAAUAUCCAUUAAAUCCUUCACAACAACCAGGUGCACAAUGGCCUCAACCUACUUAUCCAGGACAACCUCAACAACCGAUAAAUCCAGAACAACCAUCAGCUGGUCAUACUCAUGGACCAACAUGUGGAAAUAAUCAUGGUAAUAAUCCUUUAGGACCAGUUCAACCAACUAAUCCAAUAACUGAAGCUCCAGCACCUGUUAAUCCUGAAGGUCCUUAUGUUCCUCCAGCAGGAGGAAAUGUUCCAGAACAACCAUCAAGUGGAAGUCAAACACUGCCCGAAAUUCCUGAACAACCUAAUCAAACACCUGUUACUCAAAGUCCCCCAAUCGAUUACCCAACGCGCCCGACAAAUAUACCUACAUAUCCACAAUCGCCGGGUACUCAUCAAGGCGUUCAACCUCCUACACAGCAACCUGGAAUUCCCCAACAACCUGGAAAUCAAUAUCCGCAAGUCCCUGAACAACCAGGAAGUCAAUAUCCUCAGCAACCUGGAAGUCAAUAUCCUCAACAGCCUUCGAAUCCACAGCAACCAGGAACUGGCGUUCCUGAACAACCUGGAAGUCAAUAUCCUCAACAACCAGGAACGGGCAUUCCUCAGCAACCUGAAAGCCAAUAUCCUCAGCAGCCUUCGAAUCCACAGCAACCAGGAACUGGCGUUCCUGAACAACCUGGAAGUCAAUAUCCUCAACAACCAGGAACGGGCGUUCCUCAGCAACCUGGAAGUCAAUAUCCUCAACAGCCUUCGAAUCCACAGCAACCAGGAACUGGCGUUCCUGAACAACCUGGAAGUCAAUAUCCUCAUCAACCAGGAACUGGCGUUCCUCAGCAACCUGGAAGUCAAUAUCCUCAACAGCCUUCGAGUCCUCAGCAACCUGGAAGUCAGUAUCCUCAACCGCCUUCGAAUCCACAGCAACCAGGAACUGGCGUUCCUCAAAAUCCUGGAAGUCAAUAUCCUCAACAGCCUUCGAAUCCACAGCAACCAGGAACGGGCGUUCCUCAACAACCUGGAUUCCCUGGAUACUAUCCAUUUGCACCAAACUUUGUCCUUAUUGCUGUUCCAAUUUCUGGUCUCCCUGGCGGUUGUCCUUGUUACUAUAUGCAGCAAAACAAUACACAAUCUCAAGGUUCACAACCCGCACAAGCUGUCGCUCAACCAGCUCCUGCACAGCAAGUUCCAUCUACACAACCUCAAUAUUAUCCAGCUUCUAAUGCUUAUCCAACCGUCGUAUUCUAUCCAUCUUGUCCAUUUGCCCAUCAACAAGUUUCCCAAAUGUUUACAGGAGCGACUCAAAUCCCAUACUCAUGUGAUGCUUGUGCUAAAGCUCAAGCAGCACAGCAGCAGCAACAACAACAAGCACAACCACAAAAGAGACGUAUGAAUCGACGACGACGCAUUAGUGCUGGCAGUAACUAG
Culicoides brevitarsis is the source of this 3675-nucleotide messenger RNA. RefSeq lists its product as uncharacterized. The transcript has 9 exons. The record is from RefSeq and is a predicted model, not a curated record. NCBI's taxonomy places the organism in Eukaryota, Metazoa, Arthropoda, Insecta, Diptera, Ceratopogonidae. Bases 1 to 3675 code for a protein of 1224 amino acids.